AUGGUUUUGAAGGUUUGGAAUGAGGACCUGAUCCGCGCCUUAGUGGCGCGCCAGCAGCGAGCCCGAGCCGAUAAUCACCAUGACCAACAUAUGUACCGCCUGGCAGUCGUGGCCCUGCAAUCACAGCGAAAAGAUAUCAAGAGAAGAAGCGACGGACUCAUUACGAAUCUUCCGCCGUUCUCGGAACGAAUCAAACAGCUUUGUGAGCGCAUUAUCCACGGACAGGAGGAGGUGAUCACGCCGGACUUGGUGCAGUAUGAUCCAGAACAUAACGACGACCAUGGGCAUGCAGAUGCAGUGGCGGAGUUGGUCGCGGAAGAUGUAGCCACCUUUGUUCGCGACCGCAUGAAGUACGGUGACGAGGGACACGCUCGGAGCGUCGUUCAGCUGCGACCGGGUCAACAUCACGUCUUUUGCCAUUACCUCCGCAUCUACUUCCUCGUCGCGAAGUCGGCAACUCUCGAGUAG
Messenger RNA from Amoebophrya sp. A120, 468 nucleotides. NCBI's taxonomy places the organism in Eukaryota, Dinophyceae, Syndiniales, Amoebophryaceae. The record is from the annotation of a GenBank genome assembly.